UAUAUAUAUGUAUGCAUGUUUGCAGACAAGAGCGAUGAAGAUGUAACAAUAUCAUUCCUUCUAGGUCAGACAAUUGAACACGUUGACCCCACUCCCCUGCUGCUGCCAUUUCUACAGUUCAGAACAACACGAGUGACAGCGACAACAGCCGCAGCACCGGCGAUCGCAACAACAGCAGCAACAGACGUUAACAGCAACGACGAAAGCAACAACGUUGACAGCAGCAGCAACCGCCGCCGUCGUAGCAGCAACAAGCGCAGCCGCCGUCGUAGCAGCAGCAGCAGCAGCCGCCGCCGUCGUAGCAGCAACAAGCGCAGCCGCAGCAGCAACAAGCGGCGUCGUAGUCGUAGUAGCAGCAGCCACUAUAGUCGUAGCAGCAGCAGCAGCAGCUUUCGUCGUUGUAGUUGUAGCCGUAGUGGUAGAUAUACAAUAACACUGCUGCAUCACAUAUCGUCUUUAUAUCUCAUACAUCUUAUUUGCUCUACCUUCACUCCCUUUUUUUCUGUUCUAUUACUCUCUCUCUCUAGUAAUGUCGAUCAUCGUUACGACCACCGGCUGGCCUCCAUAAGCAUGUUUUCUUCCCUUCAACUUAGUCCUUUAUGUCAUCACUUACACUCUCAAUAACAAUCGGAGCAAAACAAUAACAAUGGCUAAGGUACUCU
Molecule: messenger RNA, 662 nt
Organism: Octopus sinensis (East Asian common octopus)
Lineage: Eukaryota; Metazoa; Mollusca; Cephalopoda; Octopoda; Octopodidae
Exons: 2
Coding region: 16-624 (202 amino acids)
Source: RefSeq, a predicted model, not a curated record